CCGAUAUAAGGCGGCAGCGGCGGGCGCCGGGCAGCAGCUGCCGAGGGGAGCCGAGCGGAGCCCAGCCCAGCUCAGCCCACCCGACCCGACCCGCAGCGCUCACCACCCCGCAGCUGCCGCUGGAACUGACAUCUUCCAGAUCUGCAAAAAAAAUGGAAACCAUGCAUGAGCUGAUCCCCUUUGCCAAAGAAAUGCUUAGCCAGAAGCCCAACAGGAAAAUGGUCAAGCUGUACAUGCUGGGCAGCGUGCUGGCUUUCUUUGGUGUGGUUAUUGGUCUGGUGGAGACAGUGUGCAGCCCUUUCACCUCUGAAGGGAGGCUAGAGGAGGAGGAGGAGAAGAAACCUGCCCCGACACGAGAGCAGAUGCUUCCUCAGAAACAGGAGGAUUUGAUCUUGGACAAGAGCAAGAAGGUGGCGGGGAUGCAGAGGGCCCUGGUGACCAGACCACACGCCUCCUAAGAGCCCCGCGGCUGGAGAGGUGCCUGCUGAGCAACCUAGCACAAGAGACUCUGCUGUCCUGUCCUACCUGGUGGUGGUUCCAGCAAGAAGAGAGAAGAGUUGGCUGAAGAAGGAAACCGCAAGCGCAAGACUUGAAAGAAGUGAACGGUUAUAUUUGCUGCUGUGCAGCAGUGGGGAAAAAAUACCUUUUGUUGGUAUAAAAAUGUGCAAGAUGCACAGCAUGGUUUCUUAUUUUUAUUACAGAUGCGUUUUGCAAAAUCAAUAAAUAUUUUAUAUGGUA
Chroicocephalus ridibundus (black-headed gull) is the source of this 738-nucleotide messenger RNA. It is a transcript of the gene G0S2, whose product is annotated as G0/G1 switch 2. Bases 153 to 458 code for a protein of 101 amino acids. The record is from RefSeq and is a predicted model, not a curated record. Lineage: Eukaryota; Metazoa; Chordata; Aves; Charadriiformes; Laridae. The transcript has 2 exons.